AUGCCCAUGGAGAACCCACAAUUGCACCAUUCUGGCUCGACGGCGGGCUUCGCACGCGACCUCAAUUUCGACGAAUAUGCAUUUGAUACCCGUUCCCAGCUUAGUUUGGCAUUUGGAGUGGUGGAUGAUAUGCGGGGAAUUGGAUUUCCGCAGUUGGACCAGAAUUCGAAGAGUCCUAAAACUGCUAAACCCGCUAAACCAACAACGCCAAAAGGGGACCGACGAGCGGAAGACGUACCGAAAAAGAAGCCAAGUAGACUCGACCUUUCUUUGCUGUUUCCCAAGCCGAAACCUGCUGCAGCGCCUUUGCUGUCACCUCAGCGAUACACGAAUUCGCCAUCGCCAGUCACUUCGGAGUUCUCGGUAAAACCACAGCCAGCCAAACUCACAAAGCCACGUUCCAGGGGGAAUAUGCGAGCAUCGAUUAAGGAAGCUCCCGCUCCUAUCCCAGAGGAGCCGCCAAUUCCACGAAAACGAGUUUCCACGCGCAGGCCUGCCGUUGACUGGUUUGAUGUGCCUUUGGAGCAGAUCAUCCGCCUGGGGGAAACCCUAGAAGUUGAUGAGGAGGAAGCGAAGCAGCCUGAUCGUGUGUUGGAUCAUGCAAAGCCAGUGAAGGAGGCGAAGCAUYCCAAGCCAAUAACACUAGCACCAGCACCAGCGAUCAUAAAGCCAGUUCAACCUCCAGUACAAAACGGCAUCGCCAAGACUUCUUCGGCUGUCGAUUCCAGGAGAUCAUCACGUGCCCCUUCUAGGGUAUCAAGUCAUACGUCCCGUGGAAGCCGUGGAAGCGAAAAUCAUUACUAUCGCCAGCCACUACCCCCCUCAUAUACGAACCCUCCUCCCCGCGCCUCCCUUCAAACAUGGCAGUCGGAAGGUGACUUGCGUGCGGCUCAUCAGAAGCCGGCUGGCCGCUUGGUAAAGAAAAAGAGCAGCAGCACCUUUCAUACUAAGGAUUUGACAAAAAACAGCGUGUUGUCUUUAUCAUCAUCCGAGGAUGAAGAUACCGAUGCAGAUGAGGACUACGGUGAACAGCUCGUAAGAAAAGCAGCACCAUCUCGAGGGCCUCGGGACAGUUUCGCCACAAACGACUAUGUUGCGCCAGAGAUAUGUCAUGCUGAAGCGGCAGUUGCUACUAAAGGUUAUCAAUUGACUCGUCUUGGCCGGGCCAAUUCCAACGUAUCUAGUGUCAGCUCCGACUCGCGCAGUACACAACGGCGUCCUAUUCCUUCACGAGCCGACUCGCUUUCUUCUAUGAGUAGAUCAUCCGUUUCCACGAAGAUAUAUGGGUCGUCUGCUCAUUUUGAUGUUCCUCUAAUUGAGGAACCGGAAGAGCAGGCGGAAGAAGCCAGCAACUCAAGACGGCCCCGACUUUCUUCACAGUCGUACAGCGAUCUCCACUCUGCGAAGAGAAGAAGUCGCAUCAUCGCAGUCACUCGGCAGGAGGAGUCGUUGCUAGAAGCCAUGAGGUUACGGAAUGGUCGAAUUACCCCAAGCAUAUUCAAAGAUAUUGAGCCUGGUGCUGAAAGAGCGGCUGAGAAUCACGAGGUAUCAGAACCUCCAGCACUUAGCUCUCCUGAGCCUGUUCAGACUCAAUUUGAUACUUCGUUCCUCCGGCUGAGUGCAGCUAUGAGAAUCCCGCCAAUUGCUGCACCAAACCUUGCCGAAAGUGAAUCUUUGAUCGACAAAGAUCCAUACCUACCGUACCGCACUGCGUCUAAUGCCGAGCAGAAAACGGACCAUAACAACAACAACAACAAUUUCACCGCAUCACCUCGAUUGAGUCUCGCAUAUUCUGAAACACCCUCAUCAUCAUCGACCAUGGGCCAUGCAUCUCCCGUCACACCCACUCUCCAACCUAUUCACCGGUUCUCUCAUCAGUUGGCGGCUCCUCCCCCAUCCCAUGCACUUCCCCCGCUUCCGGACGAAGUCGCAACACGACGACAUUCUCGUCGCCGGACGGAUAGCAGCGAUGCCAUCGUCUUGGAAGAAGGCGAGACUGAAAAGUUAUCGAGUCCGCCUGUCUAUCCCUUGUGGGCUGUGAAGUGGGGUCGAGAUCCUAACGAUGUUGCUAUUGCACAUUAA
Talaromyces amestolkiae is the source of this 2082-nucleotide messenger RNA. RefSeq lists its product as uncharacterized. The coding region runs from base 1 to 2082 and encodes 693 amino acids. NCBI's taxonomy places the organism in Eukaryota, Fungi, Ascomycota, Eurotiomycetes, Eurotiales, Trichocomaceae. The transcript has a single exon. The record is from RefSeq and is a predicted model, not a curated record.